UGGUAAUCGUUUAAGAAUAUUCCUAGAAAUCAUAUAAAAUAAUGUAUUCCAUUUUUCAUUCGUUUCAAAAUUCGAAAAAUUCAGGUAUGACUCUCAUAUUUCCAACGACGUGUACAGUACAAACAUUCUCAGAUGGGGUUAAUAGAAAGAAAAGUUAAAAUGUGGAAAUCUUUAGAAUUUUAUAUCGAAUCAGCGAGAUUUUUUUCAUAAUCAAGGAGUACCUGAGUUCCGACAAAUGACGACCUGAUCUGAGCAAUCACGAUCCUGCAAGGGGGAGCUCCAGGAGUUGAAUUUGAGUGUGCGGAGAAGGGGAAGUCAGCAGUGAAAAAUAAACUUUCCCACGUAAAUGAAUAAUUUAGAAGAAAAUCCCCAUGUUUUUGAGCAUUUUCCGAAUUCACCUGAAUUUGAAGGAUAAUUUUUUAUCUUAAUUGAGUGUGUGAAAAUGAAAAGCGAUUUAGUGCUACAGGGGGGUGAUGGGUGGUGAUGGUGUUGUAAACAGUGCGCGUGUGCGAAAAGGCACCCGGGGGUGGUUGGAUUGGUCUGUAACUCCAAAAAAUCUCACGAUUCCUCUUCGGCUCUUUACUAUUUCCCGGUAGUCCAACCAACAACCGUUGUUGCUCUCUCACAUUCCCUCGUUUCGAGGCUUCCCCCCCAAAAUAAAACAAGGAAAAGGAAAAAAAAAAUCCGUGUUUUGUUGCAAUUUUUUUUUUCUUUCCCCAUUAUUUUCACCAACUCGAAAUCACUUUUUUCCCCCGCGCCGAGGCAAAACGAAAAAGCGUCGAGGGGAAUCCAAGUGGUUCAGGACGGACAAUCAGUGUUGGCAUUUGGGUGGGAUUAAUAUAUAUAAUAUUUUUUUUUUUUGGGGGGAAGGAGAAAAACCGGGAAACGAGUCCGAGGGCAAUACUGAAAGGUUACGAGACUGGAGGCGCACAAAAAAGCACGCGGUGUCUAAAAAUGGCGAAGGCAUUUCGCGCGGUGACAGUAUCGACUUUGUCAAACAAUGGACAGUCAACGCCGAAAUACGAUAAGCCGGUAGGACUCAAUAUCAAUUACGAUCCACAAGGAAUCAGCAUUGAAUUUAUAUCAGAGGAGCCAACUGAGAAGCAGCCAAAGCAAUUAUUGGAAUUUCCCGUGACCCACACGACAGAAUGUUCUCGUGUGGCGACAAAAAGUUAUGUAUUCACAUUAGACACCGAGAGUAUCCUCCUGACAUUCUCCACCGAAUCAGAUUUUCGAGGUUUCCACUCGCAAAUUCUCAAGCUGAAAAAUGGAAAAGGUGUCUCGGCAUUCAACGAGAGAACCGAGGAUCUCUCAGCAAUGCAGUAUUUCCAAUUCUACGGUUAUUUAUCUCAACAACAAAACAUGAUGCAGGACUACAUAAGAACGAGUACCUACCAGCGAGCAAUAUUGGGAAAUCUGUCGGAUUUCAAAGACAAGAUUGUGCUGGAUGUCGGUGCUGGCUCAGGAAUUCUGUCAUUUUUUGCCGUUCAAGCGGGAGCUAAAAUAGUUUAUGCCGUUGAGGCGAGUAAUAUGGCUAAUCAUGCUGAGCUACUUGUGGCUGCUAAUAAUCUGUCAGAUAAGAUUGUUGUCAUUGCUGGGAAAAUUGAGGAGAUUGAGUUACCCGAGGACGUUGACUGCAUUGUGAGUGAGCCAAUGGGAUAUAUGCUGUACAAUGAGAGAAUGUUGGAGACCUACCUGCAUGCUAAAAAGUGGCUAGUUCCAGGAGGCCGCAUGUUCCCUUCUAGGGGAGACCUCCACAUAGCCCCAUUCUCCGACGAAACCCUCUACAUGGAGCAGUUCAACAAAGCAAACUUCUGGUAUCAAACAUGUUUCCACGGUGUUGAUUUAUCCUCUCUACGAAAUAGUGCUAUUAAAGAAUACUUCCGACAGCCAAUUGUUGAUACAUUUGAUAUUCGCAUUUGCAUGGCCAAAUCCGUCAGGCACGUUGUCGACUUCCAAACUGCUGACGAGACUGAUUUACACAAAAUAGAAAUAGACGUUGAUUUUCAUAUACUCGAGAGUGGCACUUGCCACGGUCUGGCAUUCUGGUUUGACGUUGCAUUUAUCGGUUCCACUCAACAAGUCUGGUUAAGUACAGCUCCAACAGAGCCACUUACCCACUGGUACCAGGUCCGUUGUCUCCUGGAGAAUCCAUUAUUCUGCAAGAGUGGACAAUUGCUCUCAGGGAAGGUCAUUUUAGUAGCUAACAAAAGACAAUCCUAUGAUGUAACAAUAGACUUAAAACUGGAGGGAACGAACAUGGAGAGUAGUAGUAAUACACUGGACCUGAAAAAUCCCUACUUCAGGUAUACUGGUGCUGUUGCACAAUUGCCAUCAGGUUUGAACAGCACAUCACCGAGUGAAUCGUACUGGACAACACUGGAUGCACAGGGAGCUCGUCAGGCUGUCAACAUGGUCAACGGAAUGUCAGUGAAUGGUCUUGGUGAAGUGUCAAUGGACACACCUGGUGCUGUCAAUCCUAGUAAUUUACUAGCUCUAGGGGGUCAGCCAAAUAUACAUCCGGGCUCAAUAUCGAGCACUGGGAGAGGUAGAAUUGGUGGUACAGCAACAAGUACCCAAGCUGCUCAGCUUAUCGGUGGUGGAAUAACACCAAAUAUGUUCACAUCACCAGCAACUCUUGGUGUUACUUUCCAGCAAUCGCUGGUACUUGGAAAUACGUCCCAUUAUCCAGUGAAUCCAAGUUUGAUGAUUGGUGAUUACGUGACACCUGGUAAUGGAAUAGCACCCCAGGCAUAUCGACAAUGAUCCAUGGCUAAAUCACAUCGUAUUGAUUACACACGUAAGACAAAGCAAUUGCAUGGGACGAGUAACAGUCGUCAGAAGUUGAUUGUUAACAGUAACAAUAGCAACAUUAAUCGACAAGAUCGUAGAUUUGUAUUCAGUACACCAGCGAGUAAGUUACGUCUGUCAUCGGCAGUGAGGAUUUUACAUUCAACUGAUGAUGAGUUCACCGCUAAAUCAUCAGAUAAGCGUGCUAAGAUCAAUGAUAUUGGUUUGAGAUGGAUGUCAGGGAAGAAUCACAAUCUGCUGUGGGAAACUCGUUGGAAACGAUUGCGUGCGAUUCUCUCAUAGCGAAUUAAUUAUUCUCAGUAACAAUCGAGAAUAUCAGUCAUCAGUAUUGAAGGAACAAAGGACAUCCCCUGAUUCCAUCUCCCAAUAAAAAAAACUCUGAUAAAUAUCACUAAAAACAGGAGCAUGCCAAAACCAACGGGAGAAAGACGAUAUUUUUUAAUGACAAUACUAUUUAAUCAUUCGCAAUGUUCCCUGAUUCUAUGAAAAGUCUCUUUGAAUGCUCUUAUACUUUUAAUAGCUCUUUUUCCUUGUGAUCACUCACGAGUGCUGCGUUAAAGCUCUUGCGAAGCAGCUCUUUUGUCUGGUCUCUCCAUAUUUUAUCUCAUUUCUUAUUCCCAUUCAACUAAGAGCAGCCUGAGAGUUUUUUUUUAGAUGGAGUAAAGCUGAAUGGCUCCGAUGAAAUUUUAAGUUCAAACCGUGCUCGAUGUCGAAGAUAUUUAUACAACCCUAGAGUAGACUAUUUUAAGGAAAAUAAAGAAAAACAAAUUGUGGAUUAUGUAGAGGAAUGAUGCAGUGCAAACAGCUGGUGAUGAUCUUUUCGAUGUGAACGUUCGAGCACUGUGGCAUUGCCUGUCGAUUUAUUUUUUUAUUACACUCAAGAAUUUAGUUACAAAAUUGCGCUCCUUGACAAUGAGUCAUUCCGUUUGUUGCUUUGAAUUAUUUCCAUUAAUUAUGAACUGAAUUAUGAACUUUUGAAAAAUUUAUUUUGUUCACUUUGAGAAUGUGCGAAAAUAUUUCCUAUGUGUUUUUUCUGUUCAUUCAAUGGCAACGAAUUAGAUGCGAAACAUUAUUUUGUAUCGUGAAUUGUACAUAUAAUGAAAUUAUGGCACAAUGACAAAUAAGGAUCUCAACCACGAGCCGAUGUGCCGAGUAAUAUUUACUGUAGCUCCUAAGAAUUAUUGAAACCCAGUGUGUGUAUUUUAUUUUAUCGUAAACAUCCCAAUCGCACAAACACUUGCCAUCUGCUUAAGAUAACUUGUAAUAUUAAUGAAGUGUGUCGAUUUUUUUUUUCCUUUCACUGUCAGGAGAGUCCGCUGUGAGUGACUGGUUCCCGUUUAUUUUAUGUACUUUAAAUACAAAAGUUCUUUUUCUUUUGAAUGAUAUUACUCGAUUGUGGUGUUUACUUUUGCAUUAAUUCCAUUCCAGCACUGAAUUUGAGGGACAGGCAUUCCACGAGUGCUGUUCAAUGAAAAAACAACAAUAUGAAUGGAGAACAUGGGGAAAAGUUUGGCAAAGUGGACACGUCAUGCUCCUCGAUAUAUUUAAAUAACGAAGAGAUCAAAUGCUUUGAGGGCUUGAAGAAUAUCUCUAGAGUGUUCCCUCGACGGAACUGAAAUAAUCUUUUUUCUAUCAGCUCCAUCAGCUUUUUGGUGAGUUAUGAAUAUUCUGGGGGAGUUAUGGAGUCUCCAUUUUGUCGCACUCUCGCCGCGUUCGAGAGGGAAAAAUAAAUACUGCAAAGCAAAAAUUGUAUAGCUCGAUUAUGUACAUACAAGCAACUCUCUUCCAUUGAUUUCCUUCAGUUCCCUUUUCCUUAUUGUGUGUAUGCGUGAGAGUGCGAGCGUAAUUUUUUAAUGAAAUGAAAGAAAACGAAAAAAAAAAACAAACGCCCGAUGACUGAAAUUUUACACUCAAAAUAUACCUCAGGUUGCAGUUGCGAGCCCAAAUUAAUAUUCCUCUGUUUAAUUAUCUCUCCUUUCUUAUUUUGCCCUCUAGUAUUAUGUCGAUUAUUGCGGCGUCAACAUGUAUUUAAUGAUUAAAUUUUAAUCCGAUAUCAUGAGUUACAACGAUAAACAGUGCGAGGAACUAAUUACUGGGUUCUCAAUUCUCCGCCUCGUACAUGACUUAAUAUGCAUCCGUAAAUAGUUGGAAAUGCUGAAUAAUUUAUGUGUUAAUGAAUAACAUCUGUAAUUAAUUUCAGUAUUGAGAUAUUUUUAUUUUUAAAGACAAGCUCGAUCAAAUCACAUCUUCGAUGUCACUCAGAGAUGUCUGUUCUCUCAUAAGAAUGACAUUUUACUACUAAUGAAGGUUUCCAUGAAUUGUAUACUAAUGUUGAGUUGAUUGAGUCACGCGCUCUGAUUUUUCAAUUGCAACAUUAUCAAUGUAGUUUAAUUAAUAA
Fopius arisanus is the source of this 5209-nucleotide messenger RNA. It is a transcript of the gene Art4, whose product is annotated as arginine methyltransferase 4. The record is from RefSeq and is a predicted model, not a curated record. Gene Ontology annotation, molecular function: protein-arginine N-methyltransferase activity. Gene Ontology annotation, biological process: peptidyl-arginine methylation. The transcript has 8 exons. The coding region runs from base 955 to 2766 and encodes 603 amino acids. Lineage: Eukaryota; Metazoa; Arthropoda; Insecta; Hymenoptera; Braconidae.